Messenger RNA from Mytilinidion resinicola, 1154 nucleotides. RefSeq lists its product as uncharacterized. The transcript has a single exon. Lineage: Eukaryota; Fungi; Ascomycota; Dothideomycetes; Mytilinidiales; Mytilinidiaceae. The coding region runs from base 491 to 868 and encodes 125 amino acids. The record is from RefSeq and is a predicted model, not a curated record.
UUGGGCCUCAGUCGAGACUGGAGUAUGUCAACAUCCAUCGUGAAAGGUCGUGUUUCGUACGACUGACGCUACUCAUCCUAGGUCUAUUCAUGCCCUAACAGGAAGGCUGACACGGCUGGAGGAAACCAAUAGCCGGCUUCGAAACGGAGAUGUCUCCACUGUGCGUGCUCCAAGUAGCAGCAAUCUGUCCCCGACUGUAUCGGUUUCAUCGUCGAAGUUCUUCGAGGCAGAUGCCGCGUGCAGCCAAAUGAAUUUCCCAUUUCAGCCCGAUCCCGAUCAUAGUCUGGGCCGAAAUGCUCCAGCUAUAGGGCUUUUAGCAACCUUUUCACGAUUGCAAACGGCUACAGUGCCCGAGGGCCCUCGAGAAGCUCAUGAUCUAGGACGGAGCGAGCCAAGAUUGCCUCCAGGCGUCAUAAGCAUGCUACUGAAUAUCUACUACGAGAGAAUUCACAGCCGAUAUCCCUUUCUCUAAUUUUAAGAAUUGCUUGAUAUGGUGCAGCAAUGGCAAGAAGCUGCUGGAAGGCUGCCCGAAGGGUACUUCUCUACCGGAUCCAGUCAAACGAAGAGCCCGGAGCCUUGGAAAGGAUUAUUCGUCAACAUGGUUCUCUCAAUCGGAAAUUUGCUGCAAAAAGACGCUGGGGAUCAAAGCACCUUCUCUCAUCAUACGUUCUAUCGACUAGCAGUGACGCGGUUCUUGUCACACGUUUUUGCACAAUCAGAGCGAUUGAUUCAUCUACAAGCGUAUCUGCUUCUUGCAAUGCAUGCUCUGUACAGCCCUUCCACCGAGAAGAUCAUCUCCGUUGCUUCUGCAACGAUGCGUUACUGUGUCAUGGCCCACGUCCGUCUCGCUGAACGAGAACCGGAUUAGCUAGGCGCAGCCCGGGUACGAUUACAGAUUAGAAGACGGGUCUUCUGGUCUGCCCACGCGCCCAUGUUCGAUCUGUCGUUCUCCGUGCCCGACGAUCAAAUUACGGUUCCCAUGUAUGCCAAUGUGGACGAUAGUCAGAUUUAGGAGUGGUGUAAUUCGGCAAGCAGAGAGGACACUGAAGACCUAUAAUCUCUCCACACUAGUGUCUCCUCCGCAAUGCACGUCGUUUAUUGCAGACAGUUACAAUCGGAGAUACUCAACCACACAUUACAUCGUGACUUUGAAU